Pocillopora meandrina is the source of this 21139-nucleotide messenger RNA. NCBI's taxonomy places the organism in Eukaryota, Metazoa, Cnidaria, Anthozoa, Scleractinia, Pocilloporidae. The record is from the annotation of a GenBank genome assembly.
GGUAAGCCGAUUUUGUCACGCAGUAAGCCGAUUUGCAAGCUAAACGAUCGUGAACUUUGUGAAGAGCACUACAGGUAAGCAAAGCCACUUUCUGUAAUACACAAAUAAUCGAAGAAUAUACGUUAAUCUUGAUAGUUCAAGGCUAAAUUUGUAACACUGUCGUCCUUUACAGAACUAUCUCGCGGCAAUUGGGUUUAGUCGGUUGCCAUUUAUGGUCAGUCAGGUAUCGACAGAAGCGAACCAAUUUCUUUGACAUUUCUAUUGAUCGCAAUAACUUAUCACUAAAUGCUGUGGUGUAUCGGAUGCGGUGAUUUGAAAUGAAUGAUAACAACCUUCGACGAAGAUCGCGUCGAAUCGAAAUCGUAGGUUAAGAAGACGACAUGCUUCUGUUGCUUGACACAACAAGUCACGUUAUUAUUAAACAUAAUAUCUACAUAUCGAUAUUUUUUUUCAGCUCUUUAAAGAAGGUUAUGUCCAAAGAAAAGGCAUUAAGGCAUCGUUGUGUUUGUCUCAUUCCUAAAUUGAAAAAUUUAUCACCAAAAGCAUGGAAGUUAUGAAUAUUUAACAUGCUCCCGAGUGAAUAAUAUUUAGUUUAUUUUUUCGCAUGGCUUAUGUCACGAAACCUGCUCCUUCUCAGUAGUUGCUCAAUUUUCUUGCUAAUAGGAAAGUUGUUUAAUCGCCCAGAACGAACCAGAUGAUGUGAAUAAUUUCUUCUUCAUUAUUUUGGGCACCGAUCGGUGAAAUUGAGUGAGACUGAGACCGUAAGAGGAAUAUUUAACACUUUCUUGUUUAUAGAUCUGAAUGGCCCCGUUACGAAGUAGGAUCGAAGAUCGAGUAGGCGCAAUCAUUUUACGGAUAGGGUCGAUGGUGAUCUGUUCGAUAGAGUUCGAAACAAAAUUUGAUGGAGAUGAAGUCAGCCUGAGCUUUUAUACAAUCAGCACACAAAAUAUAAUGAGCCGUACAAUAUUCGAACGAGAUUGGAAAUACUAAUAACAGUUGCGAAUUCCAAAAACUGAGAUUAAACUACAAAAAUUUACAUAUUUAAUGUUGAUCAGUUGUAACUCUAAAUGAAGUUCGCCAAAUAAUAAGGAUAACAAUUGGUUAAGUAAGAUAAAACUGAAGAGUGAUUCAAUUACUGCCGAUAUUAGUCUUAUAAAUUUUGUUACAUAAAUAAAUAGGUUUGCUUCAAACUUAGAAUAAUUAAAGAAUCUAUGAGAAAAUAGUCGGAUGGUGUCAGUUAAUAAUAUUCCUAAAUUCUUAAUCCCUAAUAGUGGAAGUCGGACGAUUAGGCGGCGCGUUCGAAUGGAAGCUUGUUUGGAGUUCGAGAAGCUUGUUGUCCAACAUUUGUCACGAGGAUUAUUAUUGAUAACUAAGCAUUUUAAGUUUGCGUCAUUUAACAUCAUGUGAUGCUAUGCUAUGACUCUCUUUUGUGUGUCGUUGACUAAUAUCGACAGUGGAAGGAAACCUCUUAUUAAUUAAAGAGUUCUAUAAAGACUAUCUGCUUAUUUCUAGCGUAGAACAAAGAAAUUAAUAUGAUGAUCGAAAGGUUCUAAAUUCGAUACCUCGUGGGUGUUCUCUCAUAUUUGUCAUUCUUCCCACGCGCGUGACAAAGAUUAAUCUCACGACCCCGCUCAAAAUUUACCAUCUUUCUUGUUUGGGUAACACAAACACCACAGUGGCAAAUUAAGACGUGCACAAAAAUGUCUGGGGUGAAGAAUAUCAACAAUGUUUCCAAAAUGAUCUUGAAAGAAUAUUUUCUAUAUGCACAAACUGUGUUCGUGUCCUUUGAAUUAAAUUAACUCGUAGAAAUGUCAAAAAGGCGCCUCUAUAGAAAUCAUAUGAUUCGUCGAUUGCAAAUUAGAGAUGGCUAGUUUAUUUUUUGGUUUUAAAAACUAUCUACAGGAGGCUUUCCUUCUCUGGCGUGACAUUUACCUAAGUUGACGUUACACAUUUCAUUCGUAGAAUAUGGCUCUCUCUGCUGACGAUGUGUUGGAGGAGGUUGGCAGUUUUGGAUGGUUCCAAAUACGACUCCUAAUUCUAUUUAAUUUGCUAUCCGCCCUUUUGUUUGGCUGGGCUGUGAUGGUGACGGGCAUCAUAACAGCAGAACCUCCUUGGAAAUGUGUCCAGAAUAGUUCUGUUUGCACCUUUGGAGGUAGCUUUUACUCUGGAGAUGAGCACUACGACCAUAGAUGUAACAUCUCACGGAGUGAAUGGGAAUUCGAGGAUGACAUGACCACUGUGGUUACCGAGGUAAAAAAAAAAUUAAUCAAUGAUAUCUUAAAUAUUAAACUUUAUUUACACAGGGUAGCCCAUUCAGCUCCAAAGCUGGUCUCCAUAGGGGCCCUGUAUCUUAACUAUUAAUUUACAUUAAGAAUUUUCAUAAACUAUCACAUUCAAAGAGCCUAAUAAAAAUACAACAAUAGAAUUCAAGAACUACAUUAAGAACCCUAAAAAAUACGAUACAAAAUCACUUUUAGAGCCUAAAAUAUAAGAAAACAUCAAAGUCAUGAUAAAAAGAAAUGUGUUGCUUGGCGGCAGAACAUCUGAAUCUUUUCACUCUUAACAAUGUUUACAAGGAGUCUGUUAAAAAAAUUUUGCGCCACUAAAAAGAAAGGUCCUUUUCCCAAAAUUCUGUGUAACGUUUGUUAGGGAUAGCCUCAUACUUUGCCAUGUGGAAUAAUUAUGAAUGUUCGAAAAUUUAGCAAAACUGUAAUGAAAAAUUAACCAGGGACUAAUGAGUGAAGACAGAGAAAAGCAAAACGAGUUUAGCCUCGUGGUAAGAGCUUCUUCUGGAAAGAGUCGGCCACUGAGAGCAACUUGUGAUGAUCCGUGCAGAUCUAAUCUGUAGAUCCACAUCACUCUGAAUUUUCCUCAAGAAAAAAUAGAUGCACACUGGUUUAGCAUUAGUCAGUGGGUAAGACAUCAUGAUAACUCUGACUAUCGGCUUCAACUUUCAGGAUACCUCAAAAAGUUCAUUCAGUAAGAUCACAAAGUACAACUGAACUAAAAUAUAGUACGUCAAAUUUGGCCUACGAGCAGGUUUUUUUUUAGUAAACUAAUAACCGAGAAAGCAUCAUUAACUUACAAUUUACCAGAAAAUAAAACAAAUGAACAACUAAUGAUAUAAGACAAGCCAAUUAUUUUCAACAAAAAAUUAUAUCGUUUACUAUAUGAGUCAAAUGAGGGAGAAUCGACGGGAAAGGUGUUUUUGGUGUAUUAGUUCAAGUUAUAAAUACCUUGAAUGAAAUAAUUUUUCGGCUGAGUCUCAUUUACAUCUUCCGCCAUGUUGCGACAAAAUCUUAAGUAUUAGAAAUUCCCGCGAUACCAAGUUUGUCUGAGUGCCUCAACUACACAAUGAGUCUCCUUCGUUUUAUCCUUCUUUAAUUCUUCCUUUAGGAAAGAAACCACUGACUAAAUAUUUCUUCUUUGUCUUCUUCGUGACUUUGUAUGAAGCAUUUUUGAUACCAAGCAAUCGUUAUGUUCAUUAAUUUGUUUGUCUUGCAGUUUGAUCUUGUGUGCGGCAAGUCGAUCUAUGGGACCCUGGCGUUAGCCGCUGUUUUCCUUGGUUUCUUUGUUGGUGCCAUAAUCAUUGGUCCUUUCACUGACAAGUUUGGACGAAAGCCAACCAUUUUCAUUUCAGGAUUCGUCAUCGCUGUCUUCAGCCUGGUGUCAGCCUUCCCCAAAAUAUUCUCGCUGUUUGUUGUCUUCAAGAUCAUUGUCGGUUUAGGAGUUGGUGAGAGUUGAAAUGUUUUGGAAAUGGGGCAUUUUUAAUUGAGUUUUAAAAUUAUCCGUCUUUACCUUGAUCUCAUUUCACUGCUUUCUUUGAUUCGCCGAGGAAAUUCGUGCAGCCCUCUCUGCCAAUCAUUUUUAAAAGUAAAGCCAGUGGCGACUUGGUCGUUCCUGUUUUGCCGCAUCUAAGGCAUUUUUCAUUCAAUUUCUUCGAGUUAUCAUUGGCUCCUUGCUUUGUUUUGUUUUGUUGCGAUUGGUAGUUGUUGCUGUUUUGGUUUGAAAUUUCGUCACUAGAUCAAGAUGUCCUCGUCACGCCUAUGAGAAAUGUCUUUGUUCCUUUUACUUUUAGACAUUUUAAAACUACUUUUGUUAUUAAGGAUUACCAACUGUGAUCUGUGUAACAAAAUUACUGGGUUAAUUAAACCAAAUUAUCUCGUUAUACCUUCCUCCCACAAAGCAUUACAGUUUCUUUAGAAACUUUCUCUCUUUGUUAACUGUAUCAGCAAAAAGACUCUGUUGUAAGGAUGGAGAAGGAAACCUUAAUUGCGUACUUAAACUUUUUAUUAUUUUUCACUCAUUACUCUUCAAAAAUCCUUUAAUUAUCUUCUAUCAUCCUUGAAAUAUGGAUAUCACUAUCUGAUUAUUCUCACUGAGAUGUUUUCCUUCCUUUUUUCCACAGGGGGAGCAAGCGUAGCAAUCUUUGUCCUUGUAACUGAAUUUGUUGGUGUACGCCACCGCAGUAUGAUGGGAAUGUCUCUAUGGUAUUGCUGGAGCAUUUCUCUCAUGUGUCUUGCUGGAAUAGCUUACCUCAUCAGAGACUGGAGGACGCUCACCAUCGUUACUGCAGUUCCUGGACUUCCUGCGCUGCUUGGUUGGUUGUAAGUGAAAUAGAAGAGGAAAAAAUUGCCUUUGCGGCGAAUUAGAUAUAUUAUUAUUAUUAUUAUGUUUUUCGCGAACAAAGUUUAGUGGUUCAAAAAGGGUGGCUGAAAUCCUCACGGGAAACCUCAUGAGUAUUAUUUUGAUUCUCCUUUCAAACUGGACAUCAUGUAUAGCCGAACGAUAAUAAGUAUUUUCAAAUUUACCAGCACGAGGAGUAUCACAGAUAUGAGGUACUCGGUAGAUGAUUCGUAGUUCAUAGAUGUCUCGUGUUGGUCCGAAUUCUAAGAAAACAAAUUCACUCUAAAUUCCCAUACGUUGAUGGUAGUAAAUUUUUGCCGUUUUUUUAAUUUUUCUAUAGAAACUUAUUUUUGCGCAAUAAAAACUAUUUGCAAAAUCAACAAAAACUAAAACCGGACCCGUUUUCAUGCUAAUCGGUGUAGUGUGACACUAGUGUUAGAACUCAUAGAGAAAUGAUUUGGAUUCGUUUUGGAAAAUAAAAUUAAACAUCAUGCAAUCUCCAUGUUCUUUCAGCCGAUGUUUCUACAGGAAAUCGAUAGUACAUAUGAAAGAUCAUUGAAUAUUUUAUCGGUCAUACUUCACAAAUUUUGGUUGUCGAGCUUCAGAAGUUGCGAUUCCACCAUUUAAUUAGUCCCCUUCGAAUGCGUUGUUUGGUCUCGUCACGCAGAGCGCUCCCUCCCCUAAAAGGCAAGCUGUGAUUGUUGCAACACUAAGGUUUUGAAUGCGUGGCGGUCCCAAGCAUUCAAAGCAAAGGAAAAGAAAUGAAGCAGUGAUUGAAGCAGCCGUUGGGGGAGGGAGAGGGCGCGAUGCGUGACGAGACCAAAUAACGGCUAAGAAGGAACCUGCCAUUUAGGCUUAUGAUGAUUAAAGGGAUAACAACCGAAACGUCGCGGUCGAUAAGGGACGGCGACUUUAUAUCUUUAGAAAAAAGUGAUUGAACGAGCACUGAGCUGAACAUUUCUUUUUGUUUGUUAAGUCUGACACCCGAGUCAGUACGAUGGUUGAUGGUGAAGGGAAGAACAGAAGAUGCAAAGGCUAUUUUCCGAAGAAUGGCCAGGGUCAAUAAAACGUCCAUGCCUGUUGGAGAGCUACAAGCACCGGACGAUGAUGACAGAUUAGGUGAUGUGUGUGACCUGUUUUCGUCGCGCCAAAUGGUGAAGAAAACUUUAUUGUCGUGGUAUUGCUGGUAAAGGUGUAAUUUUGAUUCAUAAAAUUAAAAUAUUAGAGAAAAUGAAGUGAAUUCAUAAUUACAUUCACUCAUAUCAAGCUGCUCGGUAUAAAAUCAUCGAUGUACUACCUCUUAUGAACAUCCCCUCACAAUAAAUGAAGUAAGUCAUAAUUUGCAUCGAGUCCUGCUAGGGGGCUCGGUGACUCAGUUGGUAGUGGCGCUCAACAACCACUUUACAAAGUAAUUAAGUAUUAUCAAGUGAGUUGAUAACGUAAAGUGGCCACCGUUACGAGUUUAAAAGCUGACCUUUUGAGCAUUAGCCCUUCGUCAAAGGGCUAACGGUCGAAAAGUCAGCUUUUAAAAUCGUAACGGUGAACAAGUUAAGUUAUCAACUCACUUGAUAAUACUAAAUUACCCUGUUCUACUCUCCCACCGACGCAGAACCACAGUCUCUAUAGAAACUUACCCCCUUUAUUCAUUCACCUUAUGAGGUAUCAGGGAGGCACGGAGUAUUAUGACAAAUCCGCGAAAAAUGAAUGAGUCGCCAGUAAUAGGAUCCUGAGGUUUAGCAAAGAUUUUACCCAAAUUCGUUUUUGAUAAAACAGCGGCGAAAAAUCGUUGAUCUCUCUCUAAAAUCGUUUACUGAACUUCGACACAACCUUUCGCCAUAAAUUUUCUGCUAGCAACUUGCAAUGUUCGCCCUGUGGCGAUCCCAGAAAUCUUUGCAAACGCAAGGAUCUAAUACACAGGCAACUCCUUCAUUCUGUUUGGAUAACUUCCAUAAGAAUAAUUUUCUCGGAGAAAUUUUUUUUCUUUUUUUUUUUUUCAGGUUUGUUAAUGCCUUAGUGUAUUAUGGAGUUUUUCUCAGCGCACCCAAUAUUGGAGGAAAUUUCUACUUAAACUUUUUCCUGACAAGCCUUAUUGAACUUCCAGCUAUCCCAGCAGGCGUAUGGGCCUUUAACAGGUUUGUGGAACAUAGAGUUCACAUGAAGUGGACAUGCUUUAUCAAACUUUUGCCUAUUUUGACUUUGUCAUUGGUUGCAAUAGGACAGGAGAAAUGUGAAAAGAUCACUGAAGACCUUGUUCACCUUUUUUCGGAAGAAAAUAACCAUGUAAAUGAAGGCUUUGGCCACUGCAACUAUAUUUAACUAAAAGAGUCUUGGUAUACGCUCUACUACGCUUUGGAAUUUUUAUAUAACUUUCUCACCCCCAUCUCAAUGUUGCCUGGUGCUUGAAAUGAUCACUCAUUUAUUGCAACAUUGUUUGGGGUGAAAAGGGGGACUUUCAGGUAACUUAUGGGUGGCUGAAUUACAAUUUUUGUUUUUUUCAUGGUGAAUGGAAAGUUAUUGACCACUACUCAGGGGAACUAUGCCAACUACUUUUGACACCCAUUGUAAUACUCUUGAUAUCGAGUAAUCAGGUUCGGUUAACAGUUUCGGUUAUCCUGUGUAUUGUUGUUGCCAGCAACUUAAAUUUUUUUUGUAGAUUUGGUCGAAAGAAAAGUAUCAUUGCAAGUCUGAUCUUGGCCGCAAUUGGAGCAUUUGCGUCCGUACUUAUUGAAAGUGAAGGCGGUGGUAGCAAAGGUGAGAAUAAUCAGUAUCCCAAUACGGUUUGUUAUUUCCCGGCUGGGAGGUCCGCAUGGUGAAAAACUGUUACCGAGGUUUUUCAUGAGUUCCACGGAAUAGAGAAUGACUCCAUGAAUUGCGAACAAACGGUCAGAACAGACUGAAGACAAUAUCACUCUGAGUUUUUUUUCAUGAAUUUUGUCAUUGUUUAUCUCAUUCUUUCUUUUAAUUAUGUUUUGUCGCAGGCGCGCUGGCUGGUAAGAUCAUCAUGUCCAUGAUGGUAGCAAAAUUCUUCAUCACUAUAUCUUUUGACGGAGUAUAUCUUUAUACAGCAGAGCUAUUCCCGACUGCCAUUAGGUAAUCCAUCUUGCUGUUAAUAGGCUACCCUCUUACGUUUUACAAUAAGCCGUAAAAUGCUCCUCUAUUUUUUAUCUGUUUGUUUCAAAUCGAUCCAAGUAUCGACGUGUAUGCUUUGGAUAAAGUUCCCUCUCCAUUUCCGAGGGAAAAACAAUGUACGUGAAAUAUAUGAGAGUAAAAUUGCCGUCUAGUAUCUUAUUCGCUUUUCGUCUUUGAUCUUCGUUUGUUUUCGGUAAGAAAGAGGAUGUAUUAUGAUGAUGAUGAUGAUGAUGAUGAUAGUGAUGAUGAUGACGACGACGACGAUGACGAUGACGAUGACGAUGACGAUGACGAUGACGAUAAUGACGAUGUUAGUGGUAUUGAUGACGUUGAUGAUGACGAUGAGAAUGAUGAGAAUGAUGAUGAUGGUGAUUUUUAUUUACAGAAACAUCGGUGUAGGAACAUCGACCGCUUCCGCCCGUAUUGGCUCGAUGUGUUCUCCGUUUAUAGUGUAUACCGUAAGUAACAAAAAGAAUGCGAUUCUGUAUAUAUUUAGUAGGUUCAUCCACGCACUCUACUACUCUUUUCGGGAAAAAAACAGAUGAGGGCAGAAUAACUUCGUCAAACAUUUUUCCUGCGGUUGCAAUAUCUGUCAUGCUUCUAGCAUUUGCAUGAAUGUGUUGGGUGGCAAUGAAAGGGAAACUAGCUGCAGACCGCAACACGCUUUUAAGAAAAGCACCAAGUUCUCUCGACCUGUCUUUUUCAGUCUUAAUUAAUCUCUUGAUUUUCUAAAAUACAAUUAUACUUACAAGAAAUUCGCGUCUCUCCUCCAUUCAACUACUCUGACUGACUGAUCAUUACCAUAUCUCAGACUCUCACUCUGUCUUUCUAAUUGAUUCUUCAUUCUGCUAAGUAAACUGUAAAGUACAUACUUAUAUAUUCACUACCAAAGGGGAAUGAGCGAAUAUGCUGGCCGACUGACCUUGGAAGAUUAAACAUCUCCUCUUAGAACAGUGACCUAGGCACUUUUACAAGAAUCACACAAAUGAACAACAAUGUACUUGAUGCUUCCGAUCGACUGAAUCUAUCUUUGAUUGAGUGAGCCAAAACAUGAACUCUGUGUAGAUUCAAGGUCAGUAGACAAACUAAGCACGUCCACUUAUGAAAGUUAGACAAAACAGUCGUUGUUUGGAAACUCAUCGCAAACCUAAACUUCGGACUUCGAACUCAAAUAGCAACUAAAUGCUGUUUAUCAUAUCCUUCAAGUUUGUUUUCGUGUUAAGGGCAUUAUAAUUCUUUUCUUGACAUUUCUAUUUUUCGGUAGCGUUUGCCUUUCUCUGAAAUUCACUUUUGUUCUCUCCUUCUAUAGAAUCGUGUUCAUAGCUUGCUUCCGUUUGCUAUUAUGGGUGCAAAUGCUUUGCUUGCUGGGGUACUGUGUUUAACGCUACCAGAAACCAAAAAUGAACCGACGCUGGAGACAGUGAAGAGAGAGGAAGAAGAAAUGGCUCGAAUACCUCCUGCAUAUGUUUAGUUUACGCAAGCUCCCCCAAAACUUGUUUAAUGUAUUGUAUUCUUACGGCCCAAUCUAAGGCAACCACGUCGCAGAAAGCCAUAGUGGAAAAUUGAGCUUAUGAUUUUAAUUUUUUUUCAAGAUUUUGUUCGCCAUUCUCUCCCCUUAUGAAAUUGUUGUGUAUUUGCCUGCUGUUGCCAAAGAUUACUUGGGGAAAUUGUUAUUUGGCUUGAUGAUGGCUUCAAGAUCAACUUUAAACGCUGAGGCUUAAACCUAUACGUGUGUGAAUUGUGUAUUUAAGAUUCCGUGGGAACCCUAAAUUUUCCAGAUGUUUUUUUUUUCUUUCUGGUGUGUAAAAAUUUGCGACUCUUUGUCAUCCUUUAUUUAUCCUUUGUUAGUCUCAAUACAUAUGAUACCCACGUUGAAGUUGGGCUUUGAAAUUUAUUCGCGCAAAUUGUCUUUAAGCUCUAGUAAUCAUAUGUACCCCGUUUCCCGUUCACCGUUCCCCGUUCCCCGUUCACCGUUCCCCGUUCACCGUUCCCCGUUCCCCGUUCACCGUUCACCGUUCACCGUUCCCCGUUCCCCGUUCCUCGUUCUCCGUUCCUCGUUCUUCGUUUCUCGUUCCCAAGUUGCUUCGUUUUCCCGUUCGCCAGUAUUCCCGUUCGCCCCUGUCCCCUCCUUUCUUCUAUACCCCAUUCUACUGUUCCUCUCUUCCUUUAAUCCUCUGUUCUCCCGUUUUUCUGUCCUUUCCUUCUACUCCUCUCCCGCUCCCCCGUUCCCCUGAUUUCCCAUUCUCCCUUUCUCUCGUUUCCCUAAAUUCCCCCUCUCCCGUUCCCCUGAUUUCCCGUUCUCCCGUUCUCCUGUUCCCCUGAUUUCCCAUUCUCCCGUUCUCCCUCUCUCCCGUUCCCCUGAUUUCCCGUUCUCCCGUUCUCUCGUUCUCCCUUCCACGAUUUUGGUAACAUUCUGAAGUGGUUUGUUCAUUCCAGAACAAAGAACAAAGAUAGCUACAGAAUCAUUAGUUCCUGACAGCCUUUCAAUUUUUUUGAGCGAUAACCUGGAUCGGGUGAGCAGGGACGAUAUAACUUUCAAUAUUUCUUUCUUAGCGUCGAUCUCAGAGAUUCGAAUCAGUUCGAUAUUUAUUAAAUGAAUUAGACAACCUGAAUAUCAGUAAUCACCCAUAGGUACUAGAGUGGCACUCUAUGAAUACAAUCUGGCGUCUUUGAGAGCUAAGACAAUGACACCGAUGGGCCAAAAUGGCCGUUAUCAGCUGUAAUGAUCAGCUUUUAAAAAAAAUCUGUGAAACAUUUUGAUAGAAGCGAAAACUCCGUAGAAAGAUUAUACGUUUUAAGCAGAUUGUGGUUGAGUUCAAGAAAGAAAUAUUUCCCUAAAUCUUAGAAACUUAAGGCUUCGUAAUCCAUUAUGUACGAACAGACACGCGGUUCGUAGCACCAUUGGAAUCAAUCAGUUCUUAGAACACAAGAGAACUAGUUCUUGCCGAAAAUGUACGUUCGGAGUCGAGGGUCGCUCAUAUAGCUUUCAUUAUUCCACAAGCCUGUGCAAAGUAAUCUUAGAACAUGAAUGAGGCUUUUAGAACCCAAUGCUGGCGUAAGAUGAUUUUAAAUCUAUCAGAAAUAGAUGCGAGAAAGUACAAGUGACACGUCUGAACUCGCAAAGAAUAUGAAUUAACAUCAAGCGGGAUCGAAUUAUUCAGUUUCUUUUGGAGUGAUAAAUGUAAGUGGCUCUCAGAAAUGUUUGACACUGUCACCUGAUGGUUUGUUUUGAAUUCCUUUGGGCAUGAAAGAUCAAAACAAAGCCGAUAUAUUUUUGUAAGCAUCAGCUUUGCUUUCUUUUACCGCUAAGCAUUUCUACAUAUUGAAGUUUUGUCAUAUCCUGAGUCAAAGUUCAGGCAAGUCAAUACGCAAUUGCGUAAAAACAAUAUUUUCAAACCAUGUGAAGUACAUGGGACUUCUAUUCUCAGUUUUCACGUUAAUUCAGGCACAUUAUUUACUAAAACAUUUAGUUUCUGUUUUGAAAAUUUUAAUUUAUUGUCUAUCUUACGUUUUCAUAUAGGCGCUUCUAGGAUAUGUGAUUCAAAGUACUAUAUCUCAAAUUCUGUAGGGACGACAUUCCAGAGUCGGGUAAGCACCUUUCUUUUGCCAUUCAAUAUGUCAAAUUCUAAGGUAUCUGCCUCAACGCACUUAAAUCACUCUCUUGAACAGUCAUGCAUAAAAAAUUACGCAAGGGUGCUGGUCGUUUCAAUUUAUUCACAGGAGGGAAACUAACUCAACCGCAAGGCCUUCGCAAGUUUGUUGAGGGUUCGAAGUUAAGGUCGAAUUUGCGGCAUUCUUCAUCGUCGAAGGUACUUCAGUUUUUGUCUUUCUAACUGUACUUCACAUUUUAAUUAGCAAGGAGUAUCUAGCUGCUGAAUUAUGUACAAAUUCGCAUAUCGUGACUCGAUCCGCACGACAUCAUUGUUAGCUACUAUCAGCCGAUUAUAAUUCGCGUCAAUCCAUCAAAGAUUUCACGAGGCUUUCUUUAGGUUGUGUUGACUAUUUAUCCGCACGACUUACAUCAGUGUAAAAUUGAACAAGUCAGAACUAUACCAAAGUGAUUACGGAAAGUUUGAUUGUGUUCAAGUUGUUGCCUAGCCUGUUUUGGCUUGCACUGAAAUCAUGAAAGAACUAUGAACAGUUUACCAAGAUUUUGCAGACAAUUUUAAGCUUGUCUUUGUCAGAAUGUGCUAGAGGAACUGAGUUUUUUUUAUUUUUGUUUAAUUUUUCUUAUAUACGAGAAUUUAAUGAGAUCAUGUUCUUGAGAUUAUCGCUCGAGUUGGAGAACUCGGUGUACAAUGUUCGAGAGUGCAUUGCAUUCGCUUUUAAAGAUGCCAAGAGCAAUAGUUCUUCGGUAUUCAUCGUUACUGGGUAACUUAUAAAUCCAUUUAGAUUUUAUUAUUGGUUUGUUUUGUCGAUUGAGUUUCCUAAAGCCAAGUCCAUUUUCCUCCGCCCACAAUUGGUAUUACCGUUGCAAUUAAAUAACUUGAGUCCCACAAUUCUCAGGAAAAGCGAUCUGGAAAUGAAAAGAUUAAACCUAAUAAUUUUAUCACUCUUAACACCGCGUCAAUGAGAGUUCGGCUCAAAAAGAAUACUUCUUGAUCUACGACCUCAGACUUCUUUAUUUAUAUUAGAAUACAAGAACUGCAGAAGGAAAACAAACAAUCAAACAACCACACGCACACAAAACUCACAGUUCCUCCAUUUGGCUCCGAUGAAGAAAAAGAUAACGAAAUACAGCUAUUGAAAAAAAACAUGAGCAAAAACUCAGUUUUUUUUUUAAAUUUGCUGUGGCGAUUUAUCUAUCUUUAUCAAUAUCGAGUGGUUGAUAGGUUUCAUACACCCCGUGGAGCAGCAUAACAGUUUUUUUCUUUCCAAACCAACAUGUGUGCUAAAAUAAGAAGUAACUUUACACGGAUGACUGAGUUCUUAGCAUUUAUUAUUAAAUCCUGUUGAAAAAUGACAAUGCCUCCGACUAAAGAGUCGCUUCAUACAUCCCUGGGUGGCAAAAUGCAAAAUAUUGUUAAUCGCAUCGAAAUCUUCCAUCCGUUUGUCUCUAUUCAACUUUAAUUUUAUUAAAGCAGCGCUGUUUAUGACUCGCCAGUUACUUCAUGGGCUACCGCCCCCUUUGAAAUAUUUGACAAAGUAUCAAUGGUAAAUUAUUCAAGAUCUUUCCACUUAUCAGAUCUUGAAAACAAAGCGAUACAAAAAAUAGACUAAAUUAUCAUCUUCUUGCAAUACCUCGUGAAGUUUAAUGUCAUUUCAAUGUCGAAUUGAAUAAUCUUAUUUAAUAAAUAUCACUGCACGUGACUUAUGAAUAUUAAUUAAUUAUCAACACAGAAACUGACACAACAAAUGGUGGGAACAUAUUCAACACUGCACGUGUUGACUUUGGGAUAGCAUUCUCGAUUAAAUUCCUCUCUUCCUCGGCAUUUUUAGGCUUCCGAAAAGCUCUGGAACAGGACGCCAUUUCCUCUUCGGUUAGUAGAAGAAAAGUACAAAAUACGUGUGAGAUUUGAUUUUCUUGCAUACUAAUUUAAUCCCUAAUGUUUUUCUCGUAUGCUAAUUUCUAACGUUCACAAAAGCAUAAUUGUUAUGAACUCUCUUGACACACGCUUUUCCAAGAAUGUUUUUGAAGCCGUUCAAAAAACUCUCAGCACGUGUUUUAUCGGGUCAAAAACCACUCGGCUACGCCUCGUGGUUUUAAACCCGAUAAAACACUCCUGCUCGUUUUUUAAACAUUACAUAAACAGCCACAAAAACGACAAAGUCACCUUAAUUUAUAAGCGUAAACCUAUAUUGAUAAAUAUCAAAAUAGAAUGGUAAAUUAAAAGGAUACCCGUACUUGAAUAAGUUUUGUGGUCCAAAAGUCUCCAGUAAUCAGUCCUUUUCCCUGCUUCUGUGUCCUCUUAUAGAUUUCUUCUAAACUUUCAAAUUUCUUACGCUUAUUUGGGAGACCGCUAUGUUGAUAUAACAACGACAAAAACAAUAUUUAUUUUUCAAGUUUUCAAAUUAAAGCUACAGCAAGUCUUACCAUCAGGUAGCUUAAGCUAAGCUAGGCGAGCAAGUCUUAAAAUCUAAGGUCUUAUAAGAAAAUUCCAACUAACAAUGCUUUCAUAAUUACAUAUUUAUACAAAAACAUUUUCAUUAUUAAAUGAUAAAAUUAGAAUGAGGCAGAACGACUCGGUGGAAAUCUUAAAUAUAGAAAAGGCCUUUAAAGGUGUUAUUAACUACUUAAUAAAACUUUACUUUUGGAGUGAUCUCGUUUAUGUCAAGGACCGAAUUUUCUCUCACGAAAAUUCUUAGCCAACUGAUUUUUCAUUUUAGAUUUAAAUAAUUGUUUUUCUGGUAUUUCCCCAGGAGAGCAUGGUGUCUCACUUCAUAUUCUAGAACCGAUUCUUGGGAAGGUUUAAAGGUUUUAUGUAGAAAUUUAUUAGAGUUAAAAAGCGAGUGUGGUGAGAAGAAACAUAAGACGUUUUGUAACGCAAAUAAACUACCCUUGUUCAUUGGUGCGGAAGCAGUGUCAACAUCACGCGUAAAAAAAGUAAUUUUUUUUUUAUUAUACAAAAAGUGUAGGGGCAGAAGUUUAGUUUUGUUGAACAGAAGAAUGCUUUGUUUAUUUAUCUUAGAAAAAAAUACACGAGAUGUGGUGCAUGAUUCUGUAGCAGUAAUACUUUGUUUAGGAGAGAAUCAUUAGCCUGAGCGCAAACAGACUGUCCUUAGCAAAUGUAGAGAGAAAUGAAUAAAUACGUGGAGGGACAAAGUUGCCUAGGUUUGCAAUAGUACCAACAGAUUUGCGAAAAUUCAAAGCAAUGUAGUCGAUGUUGUUCUUCCAGGAAAUAUUGUAAUCAGGUGAUACUCCCAAGUACAUAAUAUUACAUUAUUACAUAAUAUUUGCGGUCAAGGAAGACAUUCGCAUCCUUCUCUUUGUCAAGUAUACUUAUUUAAGGUUGAAAGAGAAAUAAACCCACAAAAUGGUUGUUUAAAAGCUGUCAUGAGACUCUCGAGACAAUUUUGUCUUAUUUCCACCUGACAUUCACUUAUUCAAUCAUGCAACUCUUCAUUGAUUUAUUCAUCCAUCAGUUCAUUUACUAUUGUUAUAUAUCAAUGAAUUCAAGAACACGAAGAUUUAUUUUAUUUUCUUUGUUCAGUAGUUUACUUACUUAUUUACCUAUUUAUUUAUUUAUUUAUUUGUCUAGUAGAAAUGGCUCUCACUGUAGAUCAAGUGUUUGAGAAAAUUGGCAGCUUUGGUCGAUACCAGAAGCUUUUGCUUCUCGGCUGCAAUGGGCUGAUUUUCUUUUGGAUGGGUUUCGCUGUGCUUAUCAUGACGUUCAUAGCAGCUGAUCCCGGAUGGAAAUGCGUAGCAAAUAGUACCCAAUGCCGCUUUAAUGGCUCCAUGGCGGCAUCCGACAAGAGAAGGUGUGACAUGAAUCGAAGCGAAUGGGUGUUCAAUGAUGACCUGACAUCUGUAGCGACAGAGGUAAGUGGCAUUUGAACCACAAUUUGACAUUGACAUUAUUCCACAAAGAGAUGCUUGUAUAACGCCUGAAAUGCAAAUUUCCGAACAGGAAAACUUCUUUUUACUGCCUUACACACGUGUGACGCAUCACAUCACAUGAACUGGAUCGGAACGUUUUCCAAUGGCAUUCAAUUGAGCAUCAGGAAAAAAAAAACAGAAAAUUUGGUUUUGCACAAUAUAUCAUUUUUUAAAUCAUUUAGGAUUCUUUAGCCUAAGAGGAAUGCAUUGGGACAACAAAAAAGGGGAAACUUUGCCAUCAGUUACCCUUCAAAAUAAAAUUUGGCAAUGAUGAAAUUUGCUAUUGUAGACGAUUAAUAGCUAAAAAUGUGUACGAGAGAAAGGGGGAUUUAUUAGAGUUUUUAUAUAGAGAGCUGAUUCUGAUAUACUAUGACAUUAUCGGUGGCAUAAAUGUAUUGUGAGGAAGAUACUCCUGUUCACCCUACAUAGGGUGUAAGGGAAUAAAUAAAAAAAAUAGGAUUUCUCAAAUUUUUGAACAAAUAAAUGUAUCAUAUUUAGGUUGUUAUAAUGCAACUUGAUAGUUAAGUUAGUGAACUUUAAAUUGGUCAUUUUUAUUUAUUAUUUCCAGUUUGAUCUUGUCUGCGACAAAGCAAUAUACGUUUCCAUAGCGACGUCGAUGAUAUUCUUGGGUUUCCUCCUGGGUGGAGUAACAGUUGGUCCUUUCGCUGACAAGCUGGGCAGACGAAUCACUAUUUAUUCGUAUGGUUGCAUCAUCGCUUUGUUCAGUCUUCUGAGUGCUUUUCCACAUGCCUACUGGCUGUUUGUUGUCUUCCGUUUCCUCGUUGGAUUUGGAGUUGGUAAAUGACGAAUUAAUGAUAAGAACCUUCUGUUCCUGUUUUAUGCUCCUGUAAAAAUUCCAAAUUUCCUUUAUUGUAUUUUGUAUUUGCCGUUACAGUAUUUUCUUCACUUCAUGCCAUUUCACCUCGUCUCAGGAUCCCCUUUUCUAUUUUCCUAACCUGCCCCCUCUGCUAUUUCUCUUGUUCGAUCCCACCCUCCCCACCCUGCUCCUACUACUCAUCCCCACCUAUACUCUCUUUGUUUCUCUUAGCCUUUCCAUACUUCCAUCCUCUCUUCUGUUUCUCCUUCUAAUGGGCAUAAUGGAAAUAAGAAUUUAACAGUGGCCAUUCUACGAGGUGGCUCCUCUUGUUCUCUGACCUCGUCCACUUCUCUAACUCGUUCUUUUCCAUCAAAACUUAUCCAUAAUAGUUUUAACUGAGAAACAUGUGUGGUUGCAGGUGGUUCCAGUAUCGGCAUUUACGUGUUAGUGACAGAGAUGGUCGGUGUUCGUCACCGAAGUCUAAUCGGUGUUUCAUUGUGGUACUGCUGGACAUUUUCUCUUCUCUUUUUGGAUCUUCUUGCAUAUUUCAUCCGUGAUUGGAGAACACUGGCACUCGCCUGUGGUGUUCCAGCUAUUCCAGUUGUUCUCGGAUGGUUGUAAGUUUUACAGAUUUUCUCUUCAAUACAUUGAGCAUACAUGAGCACGCAAAAGCUCCCUGCAAAAAAAUUUGUUGCGAUUGAGCAAUGCAGCUUUUUCAAGUUAUUCUUUACAAAUUCUUUCUGUCGUAUCAUUACUCUGAAGAAAAUAAGUGAUCGUGCGAUGCAAACAUUUCGAUAUUGCUAAAAACUGCAUAAUUAAUUCAGGAACCACUGCAGGUUAUCUUUUUUGUUCGUGAUGGGGUGUGCACCUAUUGAGGACUAAAGUACAAUGUUGAAUCCAACACAUUUAGCAUCACCAGGGAGUCUCCGCGCUGGUUGUUAUUGAAGGGAAAAGUAAAGCGAGCCGAGGUUAUUCUCAAACGCGUUUCUGAUGUUAACGGCAAGGAAAUGCCUAAAGAGGACCUGAUGGAACCUGAGGACCAGACACGAAUAGGGGAUGUGCGCGACUUGUUCUCAUCCAAACUGAUGGCACGGAAGACGUUGUUGUCCUGGUACAUUUGGUAAGUAUAUUAUGCAGAAAAGAUUGAUUUGGAUAAUUUCAGUUGCUGUGGCUGCCGCGUUAUUGUUUAUUGUUAUUUUGGUGCUAUCGCUGAUGAUGUCUCCACAACUUAUAUGUUGGUGUCUCAGUUUCUUUGUAGACGAAUAGUUAAAGAUGAUUUUUUUUGUCUUUGUUGGGUUUUUGUUUUGAUGUUGUUGUUUUUUCAGUUCUGUUUUGUUGUGAUCUGCUUUGCAGUCUGCUCUGUUUUGUUUUACUUUUGUUUGUUUUCGCCUUGUUUGGUAUAGUUUUAUAUUCUUUUUUUUGUGUUUUACUUUUAUUCUUUAAUUUACCUGUUUAAUUACUUUGCCUACAAGAAACUUUGUUUAAAAAUCUAAUGCUUCGCAAGGAAACUUUGCACUCUAAUUUCUUUAUUGCAUAGAGCAAUGGCAUAUUUAAGGGUCCAGACCCCUCCCCGUCAGACAUGUGGGGUUUAUUAUACCUGUCUAAACACCAAGAUCGCAAUUCAAUUCAACUUUGAGUAUUUACAGUCUACCUACCUUAAAUAUUUAUUGGCAUGUUUAUGGUUUUAGAUAGCAAAACACAUCUCAGAAAGUCAAGAUAGGAAUGAGUCAUUCUUAAACUGAGGUUGUUUUUCUUUUCCUGUCAAAAUUUUAGGUUCGUAUGUGGCAUGGUGUACUAUGGAGUGUACCUUAGCACUCCAAAUGUGGGUGGAAACUUAUACAUGAACUUCUUUCUUACAAGUUUUAUUGAAGUAUUCUGCCUUCCAAUCAUUGUGUGGUCAUCAGAUAGGUGAGUUCAACCGAUACCAAAAUAUUAGCAGGGUAAUUUAGAAUCAUCAACUGAGUUGAUAGCGUAAAUUGGCCACCGUAUGACUUAGUUGUAGUCAAAGCGUAAAUAAGUUUCAAAGCUGACGUUUCGAGCUUUGGCCCUUCGUCAGAGCGAAUAGAGGAAAUGUGGGUUGUGUGUGUGUGUGUGUGUUUAUAUGGAGAAAUCGAGCUACGCUAUUGGUGGGAAUAUGGUGACGAGAAAACAAGAAUAAAUUAGUUGAAUGAAAAGCGCUUCUUGGUACCUCGGGGAAUUAAGAGUGGAGAUCGGUCGCUAGACACUUUAAUCUCCCUAAUCAUUCGAAGCAGCAUAUGGCAUUUUGCGGCCUUUCCCCAAAUCUAGGCAGUUCGGGAAGCCGCAAAAACAAACAUUUACCUUUCACAUCGCCACUAAUAGCGUAGCUCCAUUUUCCGCAUGUAAACACACACACAGCUCGCAAUUCCUCCAUCCGCUCUGACGAAGGGCUAACGCUCGAAACGUCAGCUUUGAAGCUCUUUACGGCCAAUUUACGUAAUGAACUCUGUUGAUAACACAUAAUUACCCUGCUAAACUCCCCCAGCAGCACAACAGUUUCUUCAGAAACAUAACCCCUAAAUAGAAGCAGUUUCUUCCUCAUUACUUUCCAUUUAGAAAACAUUUCCCCUUGCCCUCGGUGGAGUGUCAAGGGUGUGUGAGCUGAGCAUUUUAUGUAAAAGCUUUAUAUCUCAGACAAAUUGUCAUGAAAAGAAAAAAAUACUUCCAUGAAAAGUUAUCACUUUUCAUUGGCACCAAAUGAUUUCUUUUGCGCUAACUUUCGUGAAACAUGGAACUGGGAAAUUAUAAUAACUUAAAGCCCUUUGUUAAGAUACAUUUUAAAAGACAUGAAUGAACUAAUUGAUAAAUGAAUAAAAAAUGAAUGAACGAGAGGAUUAAAAUGAACGAUUAAAUGCAUCAGCAAAUGAAUUGAUGAAAGAAUGAAUAAAUGAAUACUGUGGUGAAACAACAUCCACUGAGACCCGAAGCAAAGGAAACAAAAGCUUGUAAAUCAUACUGGUUUACGAUAAUCGAGAAACUUCAAGCCAUAAAAUGUUUUAUGAUAGCCUCUGUAUUUCACUUGUGCUUCAGGUUUGGAAGAAAAAAGAUUAUCAUAGGUAGUUUGAUUCUUGCUGCUGUCUCUUCCAUUGGGGCUGUACUUUUAACCACUGAAGACGAUUCCAACAAAGGUAAAUGCUUCAUUGAAAGGGAUUCGAAUUUUGUCUCUAAAAUAGGUUUUUCUGCCCGAUUGGAGCGUUUAUGGGGCUUUCCAAAGGCAACAGAAAUGGAUCUCCAAAUCUUGCUCCCUGGUUUUCCGUGCAUUGGUUGGUAAGGAGUAUAUUGGGCAUGAGGCUUUAUAAAGUGACAAAGACAGCAGCAGCGAAAGGGGCUUCAGCAAAUGCGCUCGAACUGUUCUCGUUCUGCUACAGAAACAUUCGUUGCUGAGAUCUGUGCGAAAGACAUCGGUAUCAAAGGCGUUUGGUUUUUAUUUUCAGCACCACAAUUUCCUCUCGGCUUACAUUGUGAAUGUGAUGGCCUGCAUGAUAAGAAUUUUUAAAUCAAUUCUAUAUGGUUACGAUGACUUUCUCACUCUAAAAACAAGUGCAAAAUCUUUAACAUGAAAUCGCAGAGCAUGUAAUAUUUAUACAUUUCUAGGUGGUAGAUAUUUUCCUUUUUUUUCUUUCUUGUGAUUUCUCUCGGUUAAAAUUUGUUUCCCUUCUUCUUCUAAGGGAUGUUGGCUGGAAGGAUAAUCUUUUCAAUGGUCUUUGCUAAGGUUUUUAUCACCAUAACGUUUGAUUUGGCCUACGUCUACUCUGCAGAGCUCUUUCCUACCGUUAUCAGGUAAAUCUUAGCUAUAACUUCUUUAUGCUUCAGCAAGCGCGGUGAUUCAAGGGGGUGGGGGAGGGGGGGGUUCACGUACAGUGUUCUUUAUAAAGAGAUCUGUCAUUAUUUCAUGUUCCUAGGCAACACACCUUCAUACUAGAGAGCAUAAACAGUUACUGGUAUUGUCUUGAAAUAUUUUUUCUUUAAAAGGAAAAAUAGAUGUGUUUACCGAAUCAAAGAAGUUGGCUUUCCCCCCCUUCCCCCUUCCUUACUUAUUAUUCCCCAUAUCAAAAGCAUCAAAAGCUCCCUAGAUCUGCCCCUGUGGAAUUCAAACAAAUUAUAACAGGUCGCUGAGCCGAGACACUUAUGCUGCCAGCGCUUAGUUUGCAGGUUUUUACCUUAUAUUUUUAUUUAUCCUGAAUUUUUCUCAACUCAUUUGUAAAUUAUUUGCUUGAUCUCAAAUGACAUUUUAUUCGAAAGGGAGAUUCAAGCAUUUUAAGCAUUGCCUAGCAAUCAUUUCCAAACGAGGUAAUCCUUUAUUUUAAUUAAUGUUCGUCCUAUUAAACUCUCAAUAGAAACAUCGGUAUGGGAACCUCUACUGCUUCCGCAAGGAUUGGAGCAUUUUGUUCACCGUACAUUGUUUACUUGGUAAGUAAACCCGGUUUCACUUUUCGCUCUAUUAAACAAUUUUGUACUCUCAAGGCUCUUCCCACUUUCCUUAUCUUCGGUUGAGAGCGGGACGCUUAAUCGCCAAGGGGAGAGGGUAAGGAAUUCGAGGGUAUCACAUAGUUUUUCGGGGGCAACCACGGGGGGAUUAGUAGCUACCAACAGAGAAGGCCUGCAAAAAAUUGACUGCUAAUUAACUGCCAACGAGGAGGGGAUCACGUAAAUUUUAUCAUGACACAACCAAUUCCGUUCCCACCCCCCCCCCUUUCAGGGUGAAGCAAUGACCAGUCCCUAACAUCUUUUAAUUUCUUGUCAUGUCGAUGUAGAGUAAUGUUCACAUCAUGUUGCCUUACGCUGUCAUGGGAGGCAACGCCCUGCUUUGUGGUUUGUUGUGUUUGACUCUGCCUGAAACCGCAAACCAACCAACUCUUGAGAUUAUUGACGGUAAGAAAUACAGCACUACAUCUGGAGAGGACGAGGACGAGGACGAACAUGAGGACAACAACGAUAACAACAAAAAUGUCACCGAGGAGGAAAAAGAAGCCUUAGUUAACGGAGAAGUUGCUAAUGAUGACAAUGCAUAA